GAUUGAAGCAUCGUUUCCCCCAGCCGCUCACAACCAGAGACCAACCAUGAACGCGGCAUGCAUUGCUCUAACAGUCGCGCUUUUUGCUGCGAAUAGUGGCUUCUUCUGUUACUCCGGCAGCAGCGUGCCUUCAUUCAUCCUGCCGUUCACUGACUGCGUCCAGAGCCGUGGGAAAGACGGCUUCUACCAGGGAGCGAUAGACGUCACCGAGUCCGGCGGCCGGUGCAUGAACUGGACUGAAGUGGACGGCUUCAAGGAGCGCCACCCGGGCAAAGGGAUAGGAGAGCACAACCACUGCCGCAACCCGGACGGCAGGAUCCGACCCUGGUGCUUUUUCAGGAACCACAAAGGCAGAGCGGACUGGGGCUACUGCGACUGUAAACAAGGCUCUGUGCGUCUGCAAGGAGGCCGCUCCAAGCUUGAUGGCAGGGUGGAAGUCUAUCUGGGAGGAGUGUGGGGGUCUGUCUGUAGCGAUGACUGGGGGGACGAAGACGCUGCAGUGGUUUGCAGACAGCUGGGCAAGGGGAUCUCAGGUCGUGCACGUGAAGUUCCCCUGUUUCGGCCAAGCAUGACCAAGCUCCAUUGGAGGGCAGUCCAUUGCCAGGGAGAGGAGCCAGGCCUGCUCCAGUGUCCUAAGACUACUUGGAAUGGAGGGGAAUGUCCUCUGGCUGCAGCCCUCACUUGCACACAGCAGCAAGCGGUAGUGGUGCUCCCUAUACGGCUGGUGGGAGGUCGUUCAGGGUCAGAGGGCACAGUGGAGGUCUUCCAUGCAGGCCAGUGGGGUUCCAUAUGUGACGACCAAUGGGACGACAGUGAUGCAGAGGUGGUGUGUCGACAGUUGGGGCUGAGCGGUGUGGCAAGGGCAUGGGGCCAGGCACAAUUUGGCAAGGGUUCAGGCCGUGUGUGGCUGGACGAGGUGCGGUGCACAGGCAACGAGCUCACUCUGGACCAGUGUCCAAAAAGUGCCUGGGGGGAACACAACUGUCUGCACUCUGAAGAUGCAGGAGUGUCCUGUAAACCUCUUACAGAUGGUUCUGUCAGGUUGGUAGGGGGAACGAGCAGCUAUGAAGGACGUUUAGAAGUAUUUUAUCGUGGUCAGUGGGGAACGGUGUGUGAUGAUGGCUGGACAGACUCUAACACACAAGUCGUGUGUCGACAACUUGGUUACAGAUUAGGUGAGACUCUCGUUUCCGAAGGACUAGACAUCACCCCAGUCCCACGCUUUGGGGUGGGGUCAGGUCCCAUUCUUCUGGAUGAUGUGAGCUGCACAGGGAAAGAGCCUAGCCUACUGCUGUGCAACAAGAAGGAGUGGCUCCAUCAUGACUGCACACACCAUGAAGAUGUUAACAUCGCAUGCACCCCUGAUCACAUUGGAGAGAGUCUUCCAACCAGUGUGCUGGUAAGACUUGUGGGAGGAGAGAGCCCCAAGGAAGGCAGAGUGGAGCUCUAUCUGUCAGGACAAUGGGGGACUGUGUGUGAUGACGGAUGGACUGAUCGUGACGCCGAGGUGGUGUGCCGACAGUUAGGAUACAGUGGCGUGGCAAAGGCCCGUGUGAUGGCGUACUUCGGGGAAGGGACAGGGCCCAUCCACGUGGACAAUGUGAAGUGCAGCGGUGAGGAGCGUUCGUUAGCAGAUUGCAUCAAACAGGCACCCGGCACACACAACUGUCGCCACAGUGAGGACGCCGGGGUCAUAUGUGACUAUGGUGAAUUGCAACAUAGCUACAAAGAGGUCAAAGGUCAGUCAGAUCCUGUCAACUCAAUUUGUGGUUUGCGGCUCAUACACACUCGCCAGCGCCGAAUCAUAGGAGGAGAAAACUCUCUGAGGGGUGGCUGGCCAUGGCAGGCUGCGGUUCGUUUGCGAGGAUCUCGAGGAGACGGGAGGUUGGUGUGUGGAGCGACUCUCAUUGACACCUGCUGGGUCCUCACCUCGGCACACUGCUUCAAGAGGUAUGGAAACAGCACCAAGCAGUAUAAAGUUAGAGUGGGUGACUACCACACCCUCGUCCCUGAGGAAUAUGAAGAGGAAUACGGCGUCGAUCAGAUUGUCCUUCACCCGAGCUACCACUCCCACAGCAAUGAUUACGACCUGGCCUUGGUUCGUUUGUCACCGGGGGCAGUGGGCCAGAUGCUUGGAGAGUGUGUGUCAUUCAGCCGUCAUGUUCUUCCCGCCUGUCUGCCCAUGAGGAAAGAGAGAGUGCUCAAACAAGCCAGCAACUGUCACAUUACCGGUUGGGGUGACACGGGCCGCUCAUACUCGAAGACCCUGCAGCAAGCAUCCCUCUCCUUACUGCCCCGCCGUCAUUGCCAGCAGCAAUUCCACAGUGCCUUCACAAGCCGCAUGCUAUGCGCCGGAAGCAUCCAGUCAGAGAGGCGUGUAGACAGUUGCCGUGGUGACAGUGGAGGUCCGCUGGUGUGUGAGCGUCCAGGAGGGGGUUGGGUGGUUUACGGGGUGACCUCUUGGGGUCAUGCCUGCAGGACACAGCAGUCUCCUGGCGUCUACACCAAAGUCUCUGCCUUCAGCUCCUGGAUACGCAAGGUGAUUGGACGUACUGACAGAUGAGAGAAAAGGCGAUGAAAGGUUAACGACAGGUUGAAACAAUUGACCUUUCACUCAGAAAGAAUGACACUUAAGACUUACUCGAUCAUCUGGUCAGGUGACAACUGAUACGACGAUAGAUUUCAUUCAUAAUUUACUAGUGUCGUGAUGUUAUGACCUGAUUGUCCAGGGAUAUAACCUGAUAUCCAAACGAAGAGCACAAAGCAACGGGAGAAUUUUUCUAAAUAGAAUUUUUAAAAUAUUUUUUGGAGAGAGGAAGGCUUUUCUGUCUUUUCCCUCAUCUAAGUCAUAAGCACUUAUUUUAACGAUUUUCAGUAUUCUCUUGAGCUGCAAGAAUUUAAAUGGAAUUAAAUCUA
Molecule: messenger RNA, 2916 nt
Organism: Anoplopoma fimbria (sablefish)
Lineage: Eukaryota; Metazoa; Chordata; Actinopteri; Perciformes; Anoplopomatidae
Gene: prss12
Product: serine protease 12
Exons: 13
Biological process (GO): proteolysis
Cellular component (GO): membrane
Molecular function (GO): serine-type endopeptidase activity
Source: RefSeq, a predicted model, not a curated record